AUGCGAACCGAGGUGAUUAAAUACAAAGAAGAUUUAGAGACAAAAUUCAUAGUUAAGAGAAAGGCUUACGGCAAGGGAAGUAGGAGCUGCCGAUCGUGUUUUACGCACAACGGACUGAUCAGGAAAUACGGGUUGAACAUGUGUAGACGGUGUUUUAGGGAAUAUGCGAACGAUAUUGGUUUCAAGAUUUACGAUUAA
Molecule: messenger RNA, 198 nt
Organism: Vavraia culicis subsp. floridensis
Lineage: Eukaryota; Fungi; Microsporidia; Pleistophoridae
Product: 40S ribosomal protein S29
Exons: 1
Coding region: 1-198 (65 amino acids)
Biological process (GO): translation
Cellular component (GO): ribosome; cytosolic small ribosomal subunit
Molecular function (GO): structural constituent of ribosome; zinc ion binding
Source: RefSeq, a predicted model, not a curated record